Molecule: messenger RNA, 396 nt
Organism: Nematolebias whitei (Rio pearlfish)
Lineage: Eukaryota; Metazoa; Chordata; Actinopteri; Cyprinodontiformes; Rivulidae
Product: E3 ubiquitin-protein ligase pellino homolog 1
Exons: 3
Coding region: 46-396 (116 amino acids)
Biological process (GO): protein K48-linked ubiquitination; regulation of Toll signaling pathway
Molecular function (GO): ubiquitin protein ligase activity; protein binding
Source: RefSeq, a predicted model, not a curated record
GGACUUACACACCGUGAGAACGUUUCUUCUCAUAAGGCUGCAAAGAUGUUUUCACUGGGUCAGGAGAACAUCUCCACCUCUCCUUCAUCCACCAAAGGACCAGUUGGUUAUGGAGAGCUCAUUGUGCUGGGGUGUAACGGCUCUCUGCCCAGCGGUGAAAAGGGGCGGCGGAAAAGUCGCUUUGCUUUGUGUCGCAGGAACAGGGCCAACGGUGUGAGACCCAGCACUGUCCACACAUCCUGCACACCGCAGGCCGCCAAGGCCAUCAGCAGCAAGGAGCUGCACAGUAUAUCUUUCACUCUGUCUCGGGUGCAGACGGUAGUGGUGGAGUACACACAUGACAACAGCACGGACAUGUUCCAGGUGUGUAACCUCCAGUUCAUCUGUCCUACGUAG